UUUGCAGCCAACACCGCAGGGUCGAAAACAUAACUGUUAGAACUGUUCGUAGCUCGCUCAAUUAUGUGAUUACGAAAAUAUCUCCGAAAUAUCGAUUGUUACACCGUUCUGUUAGCGACAGAGCGAAUGGGAGCGUCUGCCGUGGUCACACAACGCUCAAACAAUUACGUUGACUAGCAUUGUAUACUUUUAGCCUAGCAGCAAGCUAACCCUGCCAUUCAUUGGAAAGCAUAGUUCAGAUGGUCACUUGGUCGUGCUAAUCAGCAGUUAACAGGGACGGCAAGAACACCACACUCAAAGCAUGGCUUGCCCUCCCAGCAAGCGUCUCCGAGGCCUGAACCAGGACGUCCCAAAGGUUGACCCGUUCGAGGCAGACCCUUUCGGGGACGAGGACGACUUCACUCAGGAUGACCUGGAGGAAAUCGACAUGAUUGCCUCACAGGCCAUCGCCUCGCAAGCCAUCUGCGCAGCGCACGCUUCGGCUUUCGGCUCCAAGGGGGCUGCCAGAACGGGAUCGGAGCUAGGGCACGGGUCGGGAUUUCAUCCAUCUGCCAGGCCGCCCUUGAGAGGAGAGAACUCAGGUGGCUUUGUGGGCAAGAGAGGACAUUUGGGAGCGACCAGUAGAGAGCUUCUUGACAACAGGCCGCAGCAGAUUGCUGCAGGCGGAGAGGAGUCCUACACCCUGCUGGAAGCUCAGCAUGCGAGUCUCAGGAGGAAGCUAAAAGAAGUGGAAGAGGAGAUAGUGUCAAAAAACGGCGAGAUCCGAAUGCUCCGGGACUCGCUGAAAGGAGCCCAACAGGAGAAGGAGACGCAGAGGCAGACAUUAGCCCUGUUGGAGAAGCAAAAGGAGAGGGAACAAAGUGAGAAGGAGAAGGAGCUUAGCAAGAAGGUUCAGUCGCUGCAAUCGGAGCUGCAGUUCAAAGAAGCUGAGAUCAACGAGAUGAAGAGCAAGCUGCUGAGCGCCAACAAGCAUAAAGCCGCAAACAGCCCAAAACUACCCAACGGCCUUUCCCAGCUUCAUUCCUCUAGCAGCUCCGCGUCGCCGAAAGGAAGUGGGUUCAUCACCACGGAGACGUUCGCGGCACAGCUCACGUCUAAAAAUGCGUCGCUCAAAACACGCAGGGACGGUGAGUCACGGUAUUGGUUGCCGGGGCGGGUUGACGUCACGCUGUUAUUAAUCGGAUGUUUUAAUGCAGGAGCUGUUGACAAACAAGAAGUAGCCUUUCCUGAUCCGUUCCGUGGUGGACAACCGCCACAUCGACAGCACCGGGGUGGCGUCCUAUUGGGGUUGCUCCUGCAGCAGCCACUUUUUCCCAGCAGCCUUUGCCUCUCGCACUUGCUGUCAAUGAGUUUGAGUGACGCCUGCUUGACAGCUAGGCAAGACUUGAGUGGGGACGGGGGUCUCGCAGUCCCCCGAGCGAGCCUCAAUCCAGUCCAGAGCCUGGCAGUAACAGGACUCAACAUGCUGAGUCAAAGUCGACCUGGGGCAUCCAAAGCUGUACAAGAACACGGGUGUCCUGGCGCUGUACUUCUUCUCCCACUACUGGACAUGCAUUUAUCCCGCCUCUGCCAAGUUUUAGACGCACAUGACGCGGCGUCUGGGUCUCAGCCAGAAGGGCAAUUCGUCAAAACAGGGAGGCCGGAUGAGGCGGUAGUGAGCGGCGUUAGCCCAGAAGACGCCGGACUGGCAGCGCUGAGGGUCCUUUACCUGCUGAUAGAUCACAGUGAUGAGGUUGUCCAGUCGGUUCUCGCAACAAAAAGCGGAGGCAUGGAAAACCAGACCGGCGCCUUUAACACAAGCGAGCAACUACUUUCCCACAAUGCCUUGCUGCAGUCCGUUUUGCACCUCUGCCGUUCCACCCGAGCUGAAAAAGAGUCAGAGAUCGUCAUCGACGCGGUGAAGGCCGUUAGCGUUCUGAUUGAGAGGACGCCAGACACGCAUGUUGACCAACUGCCACCCAUUUUGCGGGCGUUGUGCGAGUGCGUGUCGGCCCACGACGAGCCGUGUUUGCUAUCCAAAUGCGCCGCCGCGUUAGCUUGCACGUGUGACCACACCACGCUAACUCGACAACUCUGCUCACAGCACGAACCCUGCGUCAUAUUAAAGCUGCUGCAGCAGGUGCGAAACAGAACCGGCAAGCGGGCGUCGCACGAUGAACUCAUUCUGCUGGAUCUGCAGGUUGUUCGAUUGUUGAACCGUCUCGCGCAGACAGAAGAGAACUGGCAGAGUAGUAGCUGCCCAUGUUACACUGAGGUGGUUCAGACGACAGUGAUCCUCCUCCACCGUCAAUGGUUGGGGCUCCGCGACUCUCCCACGGCGACGGAAACGUCGCCCGAUGCCGACCCCUCGCGGUCGUUGCUCAGGGAGUGCGUGCUCCUACUACACCGGCUUCUUCACCAUCAUGCCGGAUUCUCGGCCAGCUGCCGGCCCUUGCUGCACAUGUACGACCAGGUUAUCCCGGCGUUGAAGGACACCCUCAGGAAGAUCCCCGACCUGAACGAAAGCGAAGAACUGGCCUUGGAGGAAAUCUGCCGUCCAGAAAGCGACGACAACGAUGACAUGGACACCGAUUCUGGCUCCUGAUUGGUCCAGCGCCUUCCAAAACUUUUGUUUGGGAAAAAGUCCAAGUUGAGCAAGUAAACUUAACUAGGCUAAAAAAAACUGCUUUAAUAAACAGGAUUCUACAAGUCUUUUGAUUUUGUUCAUAUUUCAAAAUAGCAUUGAUAGGCCAAACUACUGGUACUUCUUAAAGAAAAAAAUAAGUUUUUUGGUGCCUUAGAUUGUAGGUGUG
Molecule: messenger RNA, 2792 nt
Organism: Corythoichthys intestinalis (scribbled pipefish)
Lineage: Eukaryota; Metazoa; Chordata; Actinopteri; Syngnathiformes; Syngnathidae
Gene: atrip
Product: ATR interacting protein
Exons: 16
Coding region: 302-2584 (760 amino acids)
Biological process (GO): DNA damage checkpoint signaling; DNA repair
Source: RefSeq, a predicted model, not a curated record